UUGUUUUUUUUCCGCAGGCGGUGGUGGAGGGAGAAGCUGUGCUGAACAUUCCGAGUGUGGGCCGCGAUCAAACGCUCUUCACACUCCGCUCAUGGAGCCGAUCACCUCCUGGAGCGCAGAGAGAGUCAGCGCCUGGCUCAGAGGUCUGGAUGCAUGUCUGCAGCAGUAUGAAUUUGAACAGUGGCAGUUGUGUGGGGUGGAUCUGCUGCAGUUAUCAUCACAGCACUUCAAACAGCUCGGCGUGCACAAGAUCGGACACCAGGAGCUCAUCCUGGACGCCGUGGAGAAACUCUGCUCUCUGACGUAUGGUCUGACCGGGGAGAACGUGUGCAGUGUCACGCAGAAGCUGCGUGCUCUGGCUCAGUCGCUGCAGAUGAGUAUUCAGAGUCGAUGGCAUGUUCAUACAUACGAUGGGCACAGAGCCACAAAAAUGCCAAAUCAGGAACUGCAGCUGGUACUGGAUCUCAUCAUCGCAGCCAAGGCCCUGUAUUCCCUGCUCAACAGGUAUCAGUCCACAGAGUGGACAGAAGUUACAGGCUUUAAGAACAUCCUUGAUCUGUGUACAGAUUUGGGCUCUGCCUUGCAGAAGAACAACACGGUGUUGGAUAAGGAGAAGGACAUCAUAGCAGUCAGUCGUCAGUUGGUGGCGGUAUGUGAUGAGCUCCUGAGCACUGCUCCUGAGGCUGUACUGACCCACACUGCUCAGCUGCAGAGUGUUGAUCUGGUGCCGGUCCUGCCUGGAGAACAACUGGGGAUUGAGAUCACCUCCACGUCCACUAGCCAACACUUCGUCUCUGGAUCAGCUGCUGAGUUUCCAUCAGAUUCCUGUGAGAAGAUCUUGGCAGGUGAUGAGGUCAUAAAAGUUAAUGAUCAGAUUGUGGUCGGCUGGAGCAGGAAGAACCUGGUGGCGAAGCUUCAAGAGAACCCGAAUGGAGUGACACUGCUGCUGAGACGCCUUCCUGCCCUGUCUGUCUCUCACAAGCACAAAGACAAGCCAACACAGAAGGAAGAAGACAAAGAAGAGGAAGAGAGAAAGAGGCAGUCAGCGAUCGAGCGAGUGCCGUCGUCUGGGCGCUCGUACUCGUUCAGGGUUGCUGUGUCGUAUCCAGAAGGGCAGCAGCAGACGGGACAGGAGGAGCAGGAGUUCAACGAUCACGGCCUUGAUGGGAAUCAGAGCCACAGUGCGUACACACACCACCUGGUUGCAGGUUUUGGGUUAGGGCGCAGGAGUACGUCUCUCCUCAGUCUGGACUCAAGCAGGACAAGAGUCGGAUCCUGGUCUGAGAUGGGGGCCAGCGUGGAGGAAAAGGAGACCAAGAAGAACUUCAAAGGCACACAGACGGCGAUGAGUCGUAGGAGGGUGUCGUGCCGCGAGCUGGGCCUGCCAGACUGCGACGGAUGGCUCUGGAAGAAGAGGAAAGAGAUGACUGUGUUCAGGACACAGAAAUGGCAGCGCUUCUGGUUUGUCCUUAAAGGAGUUACAAUCUACUGGUACACCAGCCAGCAGGAACAGAAGGCAGUUGGGAUGGUGAAGAUUGGCACCUACAACAUUGAGAGCGCUGGAGAACACAAGAGGAAGUACGUGUUUCAAAUGUCCCACCCGCGCUUUCAGAACUUCUUCUUCGCUGCUGACAACGUUAGCGACAUGAGCAAGUGGAUCAACUGUCUGAUCACCGCCAUCCAGAAAUACAAGAAGUACCAAGAGAAUCCACCAAGCAAUGAGACUGAGUGCUACAGCGAGACAGAUUCGGAGGAUGAAAGCUCACACUCGCCACGCCUUCUAAAGAAAAAACCCUCCACGAAGCCCCAGUCGAACACCCUUCCUCGAGCUCUGGGUCGGAAAAACAAGCCACUAGGAGGAGCUGCAGUGUCCACUUCACCAGCAGGGGGCAGUAAAGCUGCAGGAACAGUGGAUGAGAUGGGCGAGCUGUUUAACAAGCUAAAGGAGGGAGGAGUGUCUCUGAUUGGCCAGGAUCAGCCCAUCACUCGCGAUCAACUCCGCAGGUCAUUUAUCCGACGAAACAAAAAUCCCAUCAUCAAUGAGAAGAUCCACACACUGCGUGCUCUUCAGAGCACUCUCAAGGCGAAGGAGGCGGAGCUACAGAUCCUUGAUAAGCUUCUGGAAGAUUCCAGUCUGACGCCGCUGAAAUUCCGGCAGUGGAAGGAACACAAUGAGGAUCUCUACCAGGAGAUUGAGAAAAGUGUCACUGAGAGAAAACGAACCCAAACAACCCCACAAGUGAAAACUGCCACUGGUGAUGACGGCGCACGUAGACUCAGCCUGAGUGACGGAGAGCAGCUAGUGGAUGCCGAGUUGCCUAGCAAUGGAGACUCGGCCCCCGACUCUGCACGUGAACACUUAGCAGGUUGUACCGACCCACACGGUGAAACAGCAGACCGCAGCUCCUCUCAAAAUUACUUCUACAUCUGAGCUGAUGUGUCCUGACCCUGUGCCCGCCCACUUUAGAAUUCUGACCAUUCAGAGUGUCUUUUUAGAGGAAUGGGGCGGGACUUGAGCUGCUCUGGGGAGUGUUUCCAUUUUCCAAACUUGUUCUUACAAGAAAUGAUUGUCAGUGUUGCUGAGCAACCUUAAUGAUUUUUUUAAGCUAAUUGCCUAGCUAGCUAGUAGCAGUGGCUGGCUUUGUUUUAGUGAAAAUUUUUUAAAUGAAACUCCAAAUGGCCGUAAAUAAUCAUGUCAAUAUUAACUGCUUAACCUUCAUGUUUCGUUCACUACUUUUACAGUAGUGUUACUGUUGUGAAAUGUAAUUUAAAACAACCAGUAUAAGUUCAUCUUUAUCUGAAUAUGGAUUUGCAAGUCUUCGUGUCAGCAGCCCAAGUCCAGCAUGAUCAGUAUUUAUUUACUUUUCGUACAGUUCACGUCCCAGAUCAGCUCUGAAGCUGUGAACUACUGAUUGGAAAGAACACACUGGUGCUGGUGCUGGUCCACUGACGACUCACUGGAUAUGGAGCUUUAGUCCACGAUGGGCUAAGAAAAUAAACACUGAACCUGGAACCAAGAAGGAGAUGACUAAAAUCCCUGACGUCUGUGUGGAAGUGGACAUGAGUUCGUAACUCAUAUUCGUCAAACAUCAUUAUUUCCUGUUUUCUGAAACAGGAAGUUAUUUUUCAUUCACAGUAAAUAUUUUGUGAUCUAAAAAUAGAACAAAGUGGCCUGUGCACAUAAGACAUUACUACGGCCGUUUAUUUUUACAGGCAAGUUUUAGAGUGGUCAUUUUCAAGUUUUAAUAUAAUAUCCUUUUUUUCCCCCCGUUUGUACUGCAUGUUAAUAUGUGCAAUGAUGGGGAGAAAAGGAAAAGAAUUAAUGUAAAUGAGCUUGUAAUUCAUUUCACAGAACAAAAGCACGAGACUUGAGUCUUGAGUAAUGUUGUGAACACUGUCAGUUGGAUAUGUGAAUGUGUUUAUUAUUGUAAAUAAAAUGUCUACAGUUUACAAAAGA
Neoarius graeffei (lesser salmon catfish) is the source of this 3457-nucleotide messenger RNA. It is a transcript of the gene cnksr1, whose product is annotated as connector enhancer of kinase suppressor of Ras 1. NCBI's taxonomy places the organism in Eukaryota, Metazoa, Chordata, Actinopteri, Siluriformes, Ariidae. Gene Ontology annotation, molecular function: protein binding. The transcript is spliced from 21 exons. The coding region runs from base 92 to 2431 and encodes 779 amino acids. The record is from RefSeq and is a predicted model, not a curated record.